AUGUCUUCUGACCCCACUAACCCCUCGGUUGAUCCAGAUGAGCUUCAUCUUGAGGGUGAACCUGCGACUGAGCUUUACGAGGGAAGAAUCUGGGUAGAUGGCUGCUUUGACUUUUUCCAUCACGGCCACGCUGGCGCCAUCGUUCAGGCUCGCCAAUUAGGAAAUGAGCUCUACGCAGGUGUUCACUCAGAUGAAGCUAUCCUCGCCAACAAAGGUCCAACAGUCAUGACUCUCCCAGAACGACUCGCUGCUACUGACGCUUGUCGCUGGGUAACUCGCUCAGUCGGCCACGCACCCUACGUCACCUCCCUCCCCUACAUCACCCACUACGGCUGCAAAUACGUCGUCCACGGCGACGACAUCACUUCCGACUCGGACGGAAACGACUGCUACCGCUUCGUAAAAGAAGCAGGCCGCUUCAAAGUCGUAAAGCGAUCCCCCGGAAUUUCCACUACAGAUCUUGUAGGCCGCAUGCUUCUCUGCACAAAAACCCACUUUAUCAAAUCCCUCGAGAAGAAGCUCGCAGGCCAAGAAGGUCAUGGAACUCCUGAAGAGCGCAAGGCUGAGGGUGAAGCUAUGCUUGAGCGCAUGAAGCUUUACGCUACUGACGCUUCAGGAAAAGCACCUGGUGCUGAAGUGUUCUUCUGGACUGCGUCUCAAGAGGCCAAGUCGGAGGACGCUGAUGAUGAGAGGGGUAGCUUUCGUCAGCUAAUUGAAGGACCUGGCCCGAAGCCUGGACAGCGCGUUGUGUACGUUGAUGGAGGAUAUGAUCUUUUCUCAAGCGGUCACAUUGAGUUCUUGCGCCAGGUUAUUCUUGCCGAGGAAGAGCUUGCGCGAAAGGAUGGCUGGUUUGAUGAGCAGGCUGUCAAUGAGCGACUGGGCAAGGGCGAAGAUUAUCCCCCUGCGUACGUGGUCGUGGGUGUUCAUGAGGAUUGGGUCAUCAACCAGUGGAAGGGCAUCAAUUAUCCCAUCAUGAACAUUUUCGAGCGCGGUCUCUGCGUGCUCCAAUGCAAGUACAUCAACGCAGUUGUCUUCGGCGCUCCUUUCGCUCCUACAAAGACCUACCUAACCACCCUUCCCCGCGGUCUCCCAGACGCCGUAUACCACGGUCCUACAUCCUUCAUGCCGUUGACCUACGAUCCCUACACAGCGCCCAAGGCAAUGGGUAUCAUGCGCGAAGUCGGCACCCAUGCAUUUUCGCACGUCAACGCAGGUGAAAUCGUGCAGCGCAUUAUGAAGAGUCGUGAUAUGUACGAGGCGCGUCAACGGGCCAAGGGCGUCAAGGCAGGUGUUGAAGCAGCGGCGCGCGAGAGGGAGAUUUUGGAGGAGGAGCAGAGACAGAAGGAGGCUGAGAGGGCAUAG
Fusarium coffeatum is the source of this 1362-nucleotide messenger RNA. RefSeq lists its product as uncharacterized. Gene Ontology annotation, cellular component: cytoplasm. Gene Ontology annotation, molecular function: ethanolamine-phosphate cytidylyltransferase activity. Gene Ontology annotation, biological process: phosphatidylethanolamine biosynthetic process. The record is from RefSeq and is a predicted model, not a curated record. The coding region runs from base 1 to 1362 and encodes 453 amino acids. The transcript has 4 exons. NCBI's taxonomy places the organism in Eukaryota, Fungi, Ascomycota, Sordariomycetes, Hypocreales, Nectriaceae.